GAGAAAGAGAAAGAGUUCCUAUUUUUGCUCUUCUGUUGCCAUGUCUCUUCUCUGGAUGAGUUAGGCUUAUUCUCUCACUCUCUCAUUUUUUAAUAUUAUUCAAAAAAUAAAAAAAUCUGUUCUUCUCUUUCUUAUUUCAUCUAAUUUUAUCUCUCUUCUGCUUCGUUACUUUACUCAGCUCUCCUUUUCUCUUUCAAACUAUCAAACACCACUCUUUUUUUUUUUUAAUCCUUUUCCUUUUCUCUCCUAUGUUUAAUGUAAUUUCAUGAUAUGGGUUUUACUUUGCUGGAUCUGGUUGAUAUUAUUUUCAUAUUUUUUUAUUGGUUAUUUUUAGUUUUCAUGAAGCUCCAAUUUCAUUCAGAUUGGGGUUUAUGGUUUUGAUCGGGUCUUAAUUUCCAGCUCCCCAUUUUUAUGUUAAUUAUUAUUUUUCAAAUCUUAUCCAAUUUGUUUUAAUUUAUCUCCAACAAUAAUAUUGUUAUUUUGAUUUUGCCUUUUAAUUUCCAUUCAUUUCAUUAUCCCAUUCUUGCUUUUUCAUUUGCUGCUAGUUUUAUAUUUCUUGAGAUCUUAGGUUUUAGUCUGUGGGAAAAGAUGUAAAUCAUGGGUGCCUCAUUACUCCAUUGAAUUUGGCAACCUGUACCUGUCUUUAUUCCAUCCAGGCAUAUUCAGGAGAUGGGCAAAAUUACAAAUGGACGUGAGGACAAUAAAAGGUCAAAAGGCCAUCGGGAUUCACCAGCAAUUGAAGAAGCCAGUAAUGGUCCCCUGAAGAAAGGCCCAUGGACCUCAGCAGAAGAUGCGGUUUUGGUGGACUAUGUCACUAAGCAUGGAGAGGGAAAUUGGAAUGCAGUCCAGAAGCAUUCAGGGCUUUCUCGUUGCGGAAAAAGCUGCCGCCUGCGAUGGGCAAAUCACCUACGACCAGAUUUAAAGAAGGGUGCAUUCACUCCAGAGGAAGAGAGACGAAUAAUUGAACUCCAUGCUAAUAUGGGAAACAAAUGGGCAAGGAUGGCUGCAGAGUUGCCUGGACGCACAGAUAAUGAGAUAAAGAACUACUGGAAUACGAGAAUAAAGAGACUGCAACGUGCUGGUUUACCGAUUUAUCCUCCAGAAGUGUGCCUUAAAAUAUUAAAUGGAAGUCAGAAAAGUCAAAACAUUGGCACACUGCAAACUGCAGACACACAUGGUCCUGAUCUGACACAGAUGGACCAUUUGGAGAUUCCAGAAGCGGAAUUCAAGAAUUUAGAACUCAAUCAAGGUCUUCUAUCUUAUUCACCAACAGUUCUUGAUAUUCCUGCAAGCAGCAUGCUGAAACAAGGUGUAGAUUCUUCCCAUAGUAAUAGCUUUAUGUUCCCAACUAUUAAUCCUAACAAACGCCUUCGAGAAUCACAGAUCAUGUUCCCUAGUCUGGAUGGUAAUGUCAGCAGUGGUCACUCUGCUUUCAUUCAAUCAACAGAUUAUUUUUCUGAGAAAAUCACAGAAUCUUUUGGUAUGUCUUCUCAAUAUGAUUCUCAUACCAACACCUAUGGCCAGCCACCAUUGGGUGGUCUUCCUGGCAGUCAUGCCCUGUUAAAUGACAAUUCUUCUUCUUCUGAGCCCUCAUGUGGGGCUAUGAAGUUGGAGCUCCCUUCACUCCAAUAUUUAGACACUCAACAAGAUAGCUGGGGAACACCUACUUCCCCAUUGCUUUCACUUGAGUCCGUUGAUACUUUGAUUCAUUCUCCUCCAACUGAACAGACCCAGUCAGAUUUUCUUUCACCACGAAGCAGUGGUCUGUUGGAAGCAGUGCUAUAUGAAUCACAGACGUUGAAGAACUCCAAGAAAUGCUCAGAUACUUCUGUUGCAUGUGGUGUAGAGAAUUACCCCUUGAAUCCCUAUAAGACAGAAUGGGAAGUACAUGGGGACCCAAACUCUCCUUUAGGUCAUUCUGCUGCAUCAGUAUUCAGUUCAUGUACUCCUAUCAGUGGAAGCUCAUUAGAUGAACCAGGAUUUGAUGUUAAGCCAGAAACAGCCAAUCCGGUUUCAACCCUAUACAUUUUAGACAAGGAAGCUCCCAAUCAGAUUGACUUUAUGAGGCCAGAUGUUUUACUUGGGUCAGGCUGGUUUGGGCUUGGCGGUGGGUGUAUCAAUGACCAAUCCGUUCGAACUGAUUCAGUAGGAUCUGCAUUUGGUGAUGCUGUCAACAGCGAAUGCUAGCAAAUGGAUGUUCAGAAUUUUAAUCAAGAUUGUAAAUGAGACAACAUGCUGAUGCAGUUAAGGAAGUCUAAGAAAGAUUGAAUUUAAGAUUCUAUUAAUUAGGAAGUUUAGAAUUCUAUUAUUUAGAAAUUUUAUUAGAUUUAUUAUUUUUUUUUUCUAAUUUGAGUUUGUUUAGUAUUCCUAAUUUGUUAAACUAUUGAAAGUUUUUGGAAUCAGUAAUGAGAAUCACAAUUGAAAUAAUUUUGAUAUUAUGAAAA
Molecule: messenger RNA, 2444 nt
Organism: Hevea brasiliensis (rubber tree)
Lineage: Eukaryota; Viridiplantae; Streptophyta; Magnoliopsida; Malpighiales; Euphorbiaceae
Product: transcription factor GAMYB
Exons: 4
Coding region: 670-2187 (505 amino acids)
Source: RefSeq, a predicted model, not a curated record